Messenger RNA from Lactuca sativa (garden lettuce), 2593 nucleotides. RefSeq lists its product as uncharacterized. The record is from RefSeq and is a predicted model, not a curated record. NCBI's taxonomy places the organism in Eukaryota, Viridiplantae, Streptophyta, Magnoliopsida, Asterales, Asteraceae.
AUUCGACAGUUGCCUAUUUUAUUGCCCUUUAAUUAUGCAUCUAUUCGAAACCCUAAUCCUAAAUUUCAGUAUAUAAAUAUAGUUAAAUACUCGCCCUUUUUUAUAUGUGUAUAUAUAUUUAAAGUUGAUGUUUUUGAUUUUUUAUUUUUCACUUUCAAGAUUUACAACAAAGUUAGCGUCUUUCAUUUAUCCGAGAUCUGAAGCAAACUGGGCACGAAUCCACCGACUGAUUUGAGAUCUUGGUACUGUUCAAUUGCUUCUGGAUGCGGAUCUAGAUGCGAUCUUAGCGUUUACUUCAAAAUUAUGUUCGCAUUUUCGUCUGUUUUCAUCUGUUUGUGAGUUUUGAGUUUGGACUACUAUCAAAUUCAGUCCAAGUUGAAAUCUUGUUGACGAGUAUGAACUUUCCCAAAAUGGCAAUUGCAUUUCAUUUGGGGGAAAUUAGUUGGGAAUUCGAUAUGUAGAUUUCUUGUAAUCAAGCACACAGAGUUCGUCAUUUUCAGAUGGGAUCAAACAUAGAAGAAGCUCUUAUAGCAAAAGAGAACGCAGAAAAGCUAUUCACAGUAAAAGACUUCACAGGUGCCAAACACUACGCCUUAAAAGCUCAAGCAAUAUGCCCACAACUCGAGGGCAUCUCCCAAAUGGUCGCCACUUUUGAAAUAUACGCAGCAACUGUCACAAAAAUAAACGGUGAAAUCGAUUUAUACUCUGUUCUUGGAUUACACCCUUCUUCAGACAAAUCAUCACUCAAGAAACAAUACAAGAAAAUGGCUGUUCUUCUUCACCCUGAUAAGAACAAAACCAUGGGAGCAGAUGAAGCUUUCAAACUCGUUUCAGAAGCAUGGAGUGUUCUUUCUGACAACACAAAAAGAAACCUGUACGAUGUCAGAAGAAAUAAACACUUAACCACUUCAGCUUCAAGACUUGACACAUUCUGGACAGUUUGCACUUCAUGUCGUGUCCAAUAUGAAUAUUUAAGAAAAUACGUGAAUAAAAGACUUUCAUGUAAGAAUUGUCGUGGGGUUUUUGUAGCUGUUGAAACAGGAGCUGCCCCUGUGACUUAUUGCCCUUGGUCUUACACAACAACAACUGAAAAUGGAUAUGGAAAUCAUUCUUCAUAUAAUGAUUAUAAUAAUCCUCCUCCUCCUGCUACUUAUAUACAAAAUUCAUCAGUAUCUUUUUCAGGCGAUGGGUCCUCAGGGUUUCAUUCAGAAUACACCAAAAAUCUGUCCUUUCAAUGGAAUAUGUCCUCUGGCGCGUUGACUAGUCAAGACCCCAAUCUUGUUCAUAAACCAAACGGAAGGGCAAAAUCGUCCACAAAGUCAAAUCAUUUAAAUCAUUCGAAUUGUGAAAUCCCUGUUGUUAGGCUUGGAAGGCCUCCGAAAAAGAGAAAGACGGAAGACAUGAUACAAAAUCUCAAUACAAACGGUGAAAAAAUGUUAUAUAAAACAGAUGCUGACGUGGCGUUGAGUAACGGGUAUGUUAGUCAAAAUGUCAAUUUUGCCCCUCCUCCGGUUGUUGAUGCGAGAAAGUUGUUGAUUGACAAGGCAAGAAAGGUGAUUCGGUUAAAGUUAGAAGAAAUGAAAUCGGCUUCGAAAACAAUCAAGACCCUGAAGAAAUCCCCAAUGCCAAUAACAGUCCCUGAUCCAGAUUUCCAUGAUUUUGACAUGGAUAGAUCCGAAGAAGUGUUUAAACCCAAACAAAUUUGGGCAAUAUACGAUGAAGAAGAUGGAAUGCCACGUCUUUAUUGUUUAAUUCGCCAGGUCAUCUCUUUAAAACCCUUUCAGCUUUACAUAAGUUACUUAAACUCAAGAACCGAUUCCGAAUUCGGAUCCGUGAAAUGGAUCGAAUCGGGUUUCACAAAAUCAUGUGGAAGCUUCCGGGUGUUUCAUUCAGACAUAGUUGACCAAGUCAACAUCUUUUCUCAUCUUUUGGGGCGUGAAAAAGCAGGGAGAGGUGGGUGUGUGAAGAUCUACCCGAAAAGUGGUGACAUUUGGGCAGUGUAUAGAAAUUGGUCAGUUAAUUGGAAUCGAAAGACACCAAAAGAAGUGAGACAUCAAUAUGAAAUGGUGGAAGUUGUAGAGGAUUAUUCAGAAGAGCUUGGAGUUUGUGUGACUAAUUUGGUUAAGUUAAAAGGUUAUAAAACGGUUUAUCAAAGGGAUUUAAUGAAUGGAAGCUUCUGGAUUCCAAGAAAAGAGAUGUUGAGAUUCAGUCAUCAAGUUCCUUCGUGUUUGCUUAGAGGUCAAGCUUUGAAUUUGCCAGAUGGGUGUUGGGAUCUUGACCCUGCUGCAACUCCUGAAGAGCUUCUAAGAGCUGCAAUGGAAGCUGAAGAACAACAACAACAAGAAGAAGAAGAUGAAAAGGUUGAAGAUAUUGAUAAGAUUCAUAGUGUUGUAUAAAUUUAAACACAUAUAGUGAUGAUGUGUGUGAGAAUUUUUACUUUAGGUAGAUGGAUGGAAUGAUCAUGGAGGGGGAUUUAAAAAAAAAAAAAUCCGCGGCUGUUUAAUGCUCAAAUUUGUUUUAGAGGGUUUAUGUGUUGGUUUUGAGCUCUACUUGUAUUACCUUUUAAUACUUUUAAGAAUGCAUCUUUUUAACA